AAUAAUACGCAACAAGUUUAAUGGAAUAGCAGUAAGAGGCAGAUUUUGUUUGAUAUUCCCGCUUCGCAAGUUAGGUUACUUUUAAUGCGCACGGACAGUAUUUAUUUUUGUUCACUUUUAUUACUGCAUUUGUAUUACACACAAUAGUUCGGUGUUAUAGUAAAAUUUUGCAACAAAAUAUAAAAAGAAAUGACUAUAGACCUUCCUGGUUUUGCGUAUGCUGCAGCAAUAGCUGCUGGCGGUGUUUUGGGUUAUUACAGAAAAAAAUCAAUUCCAUCAUUGGGGGCUGGUUUAAUAUGCGGGACAGUAUUGGCAUAUGGGGCUUGGCAAGCUAGCCAGGAGCCUCCUAGUUAUUUACUCCAAAUAUGCGCCACUUCGUCUUUAACAGCUCUAAUGGGCUACCGAUUUUACAAUACUAGAAAGAUCAUGCCUGCUGGUGGAGUCUGUUUACUCUCCGUUGCAAUGAUUUUUCAUAUUGCAUUGAGAGCAAGUGGAUUAACUGCUAAAAAGAUUAACACAUAAUUCAUUUAAUAAGUUUAAAGUGUUUUAUAUCCUAGGGUUAUUUGUGGAAAUUGUCAAAAAAGAAGCAUUUUAAAUUUUUUGUAAGUUUGUUUUGCAUAAAGCAAAUAAAUAAUAUAGAACAAGUCAA
Molecule: messenger RNA, 649 nt
Organism: Agrilus planipennis (emerald ash borer)
Lineage: Eukaryota; Metazoa; Arthropoda; Insecta; Coleoptera; Buprestidae
Product: transmembrane protein 14C
Exons: 2
Coding region: 190-522 (110 amino acids)
Biological process (GO): regulation of heme biosynthetic process
Cellular component (GO): mitochondrial membrane
Source: RefSeq, a predicted model, not a curated record